AUGAACUUCUCGGAAGCGCAGAUGCGGGAGCAGGCACAGAAACUCGCGCCUACCCCGUGGCUAGUCACCGAGGAGGACCACCGCAUCCAACGGAAGCGGGAGCGCCGCCUUCUCAUCGCUGAGGCGGAUGAGCAUGUCAUGGCGGUGUGGCAUGAGCGCUUCCCUGAGGAUGUCGCCGCGAAGAACAAGUUCUGGGAGCAGAGGAGGGCGGUGCGAGCCGCAGAACGGACGAACAGGCGUGAGCGAAAGGCACUGGCGGAAGCCCAGUGCGAACUGGCAGUUGCGUCGACCUGGGACGACAAUGAUCCUCGAUGGGAGGACGCAUUUCUGUCAUCGGACUACACCACCGAGGAGGACGAGAACGAGGAGUAG
Aegilops tauschii subsp. strangulata is the source of this 372-nucleotide messenger RNA. RefSeq lists its product as uncharacterized. The record is from RefSeq and is a predicted model, not a curated record. Lineage: Eukaryota; Viridiplantae; Streptophyta; Magnoliopsida; Poales; Poaceae.